UGCUCAUAUAAUUAGUACACUGAGAAAAAACUAUUAGUAAGUAUUAAACCGGACCGAUAUAUCUUAUUUUAUUAAUUUGGAUGAAGUGGUCUCCUCCACUGUCUUUCCGGACUCCGGAGCUGUCAACCACAGUCGAAAAGGGAGGGUCAAUAUGGCGUCUGAGCAGGAGAGUUCCAACGGGCCUGUGAAGAGGUCUAUGAGGGAGAAGGCCAUCGAACGGCGGACCACCAACAAGGAGCACAACAGCAACUUUAAGGCAGGCUAUGUGCCCAUAGAGGAGGAGCGCCUGCACAAGACAGGCCUGAGAGGACGCAAGGGCAACAUGGCUGUCUGCAUCAUCAUCCUGCUCUUCCUGCUAGCACUCAUCAACCUCAUUAUCACUCUAGUGAUCUGGACGGUGAUACGAAUCGGGCCUAGUGGUUGUGACAGUAUGGAGUUUCAUGAAAGUGGGCUGCUGCGUUUCAAACAGAAGGCAGACAUGGGCGUGGUCCACCCACUGCACAAGAGUACUGUGGGGGGCAGGAAGGACCAGGACCUGGUUAUCACCGGCAACAACAACCCGGUGGUGUUCCAGCAGGGCUCCACUAAGCUCAGUGUUGAGAAAGAGAAGACGUCCAUCACCAGUGACAUGGGCAUAUCCUUCACUGACCCCCGCACUCAGAACACCUUCUUCAGCACAGACUUUGAAAACCACGAGUUCCACCUGCCCAAAGGAGUCAAAGUACUCAAUGUGAAGAAGGCCUCCACAGAAAGGAUCACUAGCAACGCUUCCUCUGACCUGUCCAUCAAAGGGGACAGCAAGGCCAUAAUCCGUGGCAACGAGGGGGUCUUCAUCAUGGGCAAGACAGUGGAGUUCAGGAUGGGAGGGGACAUCGAGCUCAGAGCUGAGAACAGUAUUAUUUUGAACGGAUCUGUGAUGGUGAGCGUCACUCGCAUGCCUAACCCCCCAGUGGGGGCCAAUGUGUAUUUUGACGAGGGUCUGUUGAGGUACAAGCUGUGUAUGUGUGCAGACGGCACUCUGUUCCGUGUCCAGGUGAAGUAUCAGAACAUGGGCUGCCAGACCUCAGACAACCCAUGUGGAAAGGCCCACUAAAGAGACUGGAACACAAACUGAUGUUACACCAUCCAUCCUCUCCAACAAUCAACAGAUGGUCUGGCCAACCAGUGUUGAAAUACCAUAGAAUGGUGUACAGUGCAUACUCUUUAUGCAUUCAAAAUGUAGCACACCCAGAAACACACUCUUUUUUUAUGGUGGUAUUUUUGUUUAUCUGCAUAUUCACCUGGCCAAAUAUAUCUAAAUAAGUGCUAAAGUAUUAUCAUUGUUUUUUUCUGACUAUAUGAAGUAACAGAAGCAGCACUUUACCAAGCCAUCCAGUAUUACCAGUAUUCUGGGUAUUACCAGUAUUCUGGAUAUUACCAGUAUUACCAGUAUUGUGGAUAUUACCAGUAUUGUGGGUAUUACCAGUAUUACCAGUAUUGUGGGUAUUACCAGUAUUCUGGAUAUUUCUAUUAAUCAUGACAUUUGACAUUUAUAUUUCUGCUGGCAGCUGUUUGUGACUCAAAUACAAGUCACCCUGCAUUAGGCAUCAGCCACUGAUCACAUAGUGUGGGACACUAUAUUUAUUUAUUGAUUAUGGUUAAUUAAGGAGUUAUGAGUUGGAGUUAGCGGGAUAUGUGCGAAAUAGGAAAGUUAAUUUUAGCCAUUCAGUAUUGCUGAUUGCAGGAGAUAAUCUGUGCUUGUUUAAAGGUCUAGUGUAGAUUUUCAUGAGUUGACUCUCUGUUAGGAGAAUUCUAACAGAAUCUCUCAGCAUUCUACAUUGCUAUCUACAUCUGCCUUCUCAUCCUAUACGUGCCAAACACUGUCUCUGUGUCUUCACAAAGUAAGAGAUUAGAGUGUCUUUAGUUAUGAUGCCAAAUUAAAUUAAUUUCCAUGUGUCUAUAAUAUAUUGCCUAAUGUUCAGAAAAAGGAAUAUACACUAUAUAUACAAAAGUAUGUGGACACCCCUUUAAAUGAGUGGAUUUGGCUAUUUCAGCUACACCUGUUGCUGACAGGUGUAUAAAAUCAAGCACACAGCCAUGCAAUUUCCAUAGACAA
Molecule: messenger RNA, 2095 nt
Organism: Oncorhynchus gorbuscha (pink salmon)
Lineage: Eukaryota; Metazoa; Chordata; Actinopteri; Salmoniformes; Salmonidae
Gene: sgcb
Product: sarcoglycan, beta (dystrophin-associated glycoprotein)
Exons: 6
Coding region: 152-1093 (313 amino acids)
Biological process (GO): muscle organ development
Cellular component (GO): sarcoglycan complex; sarcolemma
Source: RefSeq, a predicted model, not a curated record